Molecule: messenger RNA, 5607 nt
Organism: Onychostoma macrolepis
Lineage: Eukaryota; Metazoa; Chordata; Actinopteri; Cypriniformes; Cyprinidae
Product: CD209 antigen-like protein C
Exons: 5
Coding region: 4157-4993 (278 amino acids)
Source: RefSeq, a predicted model, not a curated record
GGAUGAGUCGACUAGUCUCCAACUCGCCUGAAGACUUGUCCAGAAGAAGAAGCAGAAUAAUAAUAAGUAUGCAAGAUAACAAUAGUGAUGCCUUGCCUUUGGCAAGCACCCCUAAUAACUAGACAAAUAAAGUUUGCGAACAAACUUUGAAGUUGGCUUAAGAAAGUCUGACCUAUUCAAUGUAGUUUUAAAAGCUUGCAGUUUGAAGGUGUUCAUUUGAAGAAGUCUGAAGUUUAAAUAAGAUAGAUAGGAAUAUUAAAUAGAUAGACAUAUAGACAUAUAGAUGGAUAGAUAGGAAUUUUAAAUAGAUAGAUAGAUAGAUAGGAAUUUUAAAUAGAUAGAUAGAUAGAUAGAUAGGAAUUUCAAAUAGAUAGAUAGAUAAGAGUCAGAUGGUGUUGCUAGGGUACUUGGGGUGGUUGCUAAGGUGUUGCUAUGCGGUUGUUAGGGUACUUGGGGUGGUUGCUAAGGUGUUGCUAUGCGGUGGCUAAGGUACCCGUGGUGGUUGCUAGGGUGUUGCUACGCGGUUGCUGGAGUACCCGGAGUGGUUGCUGGGGUGUUGCUAUGCGGUUGCUAGGGUACCCGGAGUGGUUGCCAAGGUGUUGCUAUGCGGUUGCUAGGGUACCCGGGGUGGUUGCUAGGGUGUUGCUAUGCGGUUGCUAAGGUACCCGGGCGGGUUGCUAUGGUGUUGCUAUGCAGUUGCUAUGCGAUUCCUAGCAUGAUUAGCAAGUUACUAGCAUGUCGCUAACAUGUUUCUAGCAUGAUUAGCAUGUUGCUAGCAUGUUGCUAGCAUGAUUAGCAAGUUACUAGCUUGUUUCUAGCAUGAUUAGCAAUUGACUAGCAUGUCAUUAGCAUGAUUAGCAUUUCGCUAGGAUAGAUCUCAGAUAGACAGAUAGAUGGAUGAGUUUGAAUGGGUUAGAAAUAGUACAUAGAAGGGAAGUCUGAUAGAUAGAUAGAUAGAUAGAUAGAUUCUAAGGACCUCCAGUUUGAAUGGAUUAGAAAUAUUAUAUAAUAAUGUUAUAAUUUUGCCAGCACAUGAAAAUCCAUAGUCAUGUUCCUAAUGCUUAUUUCAAAUGUAGUAUUCCUGAUUGCUUCCAUGUCUUCCAUGGUCCUACAGCUGCUCCCACCCCAGCCAACAAACUUAUGUGGGGCCCAGAUGGGUGGCACCUGGGCUAUCUAACUGGGGCCCAGCCAGGUUUGUCCUCGGUUUCCAUGAGGGCCCCACAUGGGUCAGCCCAGAUGAAACAAUGAAAUGAACACUGCUCAGUAUGCAUACUACAGGGUGCUAAAAAUAAGACUGAAGCAGCACUGCAGUUCAUUAGAUAAUUACGUGAUUAAACUAGUACUGAUUAGGCAUUAGUGACAAACACCUGCUUAAGAAAAAAGUGACGAGCAGAAACACAACAACUACUAUUGACUUCCAGCCACAGCCUGCAAAACAACUGCAAAUAAAAGACAUUAAAUCUCUGAAGAACUCAGCAGAGGACGAUUAAACAACUCCACAAAUAGCAUUACUAGCAUCAUUAUUACUAACCAGACUGACGUUAUUUCUGUCAGACUUCUACAAAAGUUUUUGAGAAUUACAGAGGUUCAGAUGUUGGUUUUAUUGAAAAGUAUAUUUGUCACCAUUAUGGAGAAUAGUGUUUGUUUUAGUUGUGUGGUUGGCCCUUAAAGUUUUAACUUUAGUUUUUCUCUGGCUGCUUUAACUGUGUUUGUUAUGGCAAGACAAGCUAGAAAAAACUGUGAUGAUGAAGAUAUAAUCAUCAUCAUCAUCAUCAUCAUGUAACAGCCUGAUUCUAGAGGCUGAUUUCUGUACAGAUGAUGUGAUAAUAACUUCACAUUAAUAGCACUUGACUUGUGAGUGUACACAUCUACAUUCAACAGCGCAGAAGAAUAUUAAAAUAUAUUUUUCACAACAUGCUUUGAGCUCCUGCCUCACAAACACACAGACAUCAAGAAUCAGUGUAUGUACGGUGACAUGAUUCAUGCUGCAAUGCAUUCUGGGUGCAGCACACAAAAGUCAAUGAAUUGCGUCACCGUUGUUGAGAUUCAUACACUGAUUAUUGAUGUCUGUGUGUCUGAAAGAGCUGACAGUUAAAAACCCAAAUUCAGAAUUUUAAUUUUUUUUUUUUUUUCUUCAGGGUUAAUAAUGUGAAAUUUUUUUAAUUUGAUCAUAAAAAGCCACUUUCAAACAGUGACGUGCUCUAUGAGAAAGACUGUUUUAUAACAUUAAAAUCUAUAUGACCAUCAGUGAACAACCAUCAUCAGCUGAUCAACUUUGACUCUUAUUGUUUUUGCACACAACGUGUUUUCUAAAUGCAUUAUGGCAAAAAAACAAAACAAAACAAAAAACAAGCAUACAUGAUGAAAAUGCAAUCCCAAGUGUCCUACCCGGAAGUCUAAAUGCAUUUAGGAAAAACAGCAUUUAAAUGAUAAUUUUGCUACAGUUUUUGCUUGGACAUGUUAGACAUAUCUAAUCAAUUUUGGUAAUACAUUUUCAUUUUGCAACUUAUAAAGUGUUAAAAUAUGUUUUUAAUUUGUAUAUUGAAACUAGUGUAGGAAAUGGCAAAUGUAAAUUACAUAAUGGAAUUUUCAUUUUGCACUAAAUAUUGCACAUAUGUAUGGAAAAUGUAAGUUUAAAUACAGAAAAACAUUGCCAUUUUGCAUAUUACAUUUCAAACUGAAUUUUGCUACCCAUAUGCUUCCGUAUUACACAACCUGGCGUUGUUCUAAUGCCGUAAGUCCUUUUUUAAAUUUUUCGGAACCACUAAAGGAGAGUAAAUAAAAAAUCAAAAAAGCCUGCUCACACUUGUCCAUAUAAUGGCAGUGAUAGUGACCAGCAUCAAGAUUUACAAAAGAUACAAUAGUAUCACAGAAUGUUCCCAUGUGACAUACGUCAUAUAUUCCAAGUGUUCUGGGGGAAUACGAUAUGGUUUGGUGAAAAACAAACUGUAAUUUUAAUAUAUUGUUCAAUGAAAGUCCUGACACUGAUGUUGGUCUUUUGUGCUCGACUGUGCAUUCAUGAUAUCCUAUUAUUAUGCAGUUCACAUCUAUAGUCAACAAUUUGAUCUCACAGUGAUUUCACCAUGAGCUCACAGGAUACUCGUGAGGAGGUCACAAUGUGAGGUAACAGUGAGCUAAAAGUGUAACCUCACAGCGCCUUCACUGUGUGCUCGUACUAAUGUGAGGUCAAAGUGCACUCACUGCACAGAGACUAGGUACCCAGCAUGCAUUGCAGCAUGAAGCUUUUGAUUGUCACCAUUGUUGAGAUUCACACACCGAUUCUUGAUGUAUCUCUUUGUGUUUAAAUGACACAGUAGUUCAAAAUGUUUGUGCCUUGUCAUGCUUUUAAAAUUCUUUGUAAACGAUUAUGACACUGCUGGGUCCUAUACUGUAUAAUCACAGAGCUUUUAUUAAACACUUUAAAUUAAUAACGAAAUCUGCAUACUGAAUCUAGGUGAUGGUUGCGCUGUUAUCAUCAAUAACAAACCAAUAUCACCUGGUUGCAGUCUCUUUUUGGUUUUCCUUGCCAUAACAAAUGUGCUUUUCAAACACAGUUACAACAGCCCCAAAAAAUAUAAUGUUAUAAAGUCAAGUGUCAAGAGCCCAACUAAAGCAAAUACUACUCACCACGAUGGUAACGUCAAACAAAACAAUAAAACAUCAUCAUCUAAAUCUCUGUUAAUUCUCAAUAAGCGCUUUUGAAGAUGUCUGACAGAACCUGCUCCUCUUUUUGAGUUCACAAUGAGCUCACAUAUUACUCACACUGUGAGUAUCACCAGAUGAGAAUGGUGUGAUGUCACUGUGAUCAUCGUGUGAUCUCACGUGUUGACUCUGGGCAGAGCUCUUACUGCUGUGUUUCCUGCAUCAUCAAUAUAAAGGUUCAGUUUGGCCUGUGCAAUAAUGUUUGAAUCCAUUUGAUUGUUCACAUAAUCCUCUUGUUGGCUUUUGAAGCUGAAAACAUGUGGCUGAAUGUACAAAACACAAACAUAGUAGUACAGCUCAGAGUUUUUAACUGUGACUUGAGGACUUUAUUCUCACCAAAGGCCAGUGUGAAAUGAAAUCACUUCCUCUUUAGACCUAACACUGUUGAAAAUACUAACCAGCAUUUUAAAUAUCACAGAUCACUGUGAAGACGUACUAUCAGAUACAGUGAAUAAUGGAUUUAGAGGCUAUUUAUGAAAAUGUUGAACGCAGAGAUAUUCAGAACACAACUGGACCUCAAACUCAGAGUCACGGCCAGGAUGAAGGAAAAGGUCUAAAGCGCAGAGGAAGUAGAUGUUUGGUGUUGAUCACAGUGGGUCUCGGGCUCAUUUGUGUUCUUCUGCUGGUCUUCAUCAUACUGCAGCACGUGACCAUCACAGCAGAGAGAGACCUGAUAAAGAGUUACAAGAACACAGUUGAAGAGCUCAAUCAAACCAUCAACAGCUUGGACAAUUGCACUGAUCUAAUGACUGAAAAACACCAACUGCAGAACAACUUCAACUCUUUGAGUCAGAAGAAGCUGGAGCUGGAGACCAGAGUCAAGGAUCUCACUGCUGAGAAAAACCAGUUACAGGGCAACUUCAACUCUUUGAGUCAGAAGAAACUGGAAUUAGAAAGCAAAGUCACUUCUCUGAGUGAAGAACUAAAGAAAGAAGCAUCUAAAGGAGGUUGUUUUUUCAUGUCCAGUGAGUUGAAGAGCUGGUCUGACAGCAGGCAGUACUGCAUGGAUCGUGGUGGUGAUUUUGUCAUUAUCAACACUGAAGAGAAGCAGAGACACAUAUCUUCAUUCACCACGGAGAGAGUGUGGAUUGGUUUGUCUGACAGAGAGCAGGAGGGCAUCAUGAAAUGGGUGGAUAAUUCACCACUGAAACAAGGGUUUUGGUUCAAAGGUGAGCCGAAUAACUCCGGUGGAGAUGAAGACUGUAUUGAACUGAAUUAUAACAGAGAGACCCUGAACAGCUGGAAUGAUCGCUCAUGCUCAAAUAAGAUAAAAGGGAUUUGUGAAAAAUAGGGUUCAUCCCGUCUUGUGGUUUUGCUUCUGACAUAAACAUUCUUAUUGUGAAUGACGCAUUCUGACGCAUUCAUAUUUUGCUCCAUCACAAGCAGCUCAUUAUAAUCUUUUUCUAGAUGUUAUCAUGUUUCUCAUUUGUUGAUCUGAAGUGUCGAGGAGACAAUCACAGUAAAGUCCAACAUGUCCAGUUGCCUUGUUUAUGUUCUCUGUUAUUCUGAUAUUGAGUGUCUGUUAAACUGCUUUUGUGUUGAAUUUCUGUUUGAAUAAAAUGUUCAAUAACCAUCAUUACCAUUGUAAACUUGGGAUGUUUGUUUUCAUUUCAUACUUUACUUCAUUCUUGUGUAUCUGUUUUAUUGCUGUAUGGAGAUAUUUCCUCCAGUCCAACAGGACACAGCAGCGAGCAGGUUUAUCAUACUGAUGUGAUCAGAGAGGAAGAGAAAUAUGAGCUCAAAAGUAGUGAUGGCCAGAUGAAGCUUCAUGAAGCUUUUCAACUUUUCAGCCAAGUGGUUCACAAAAGGGUUAAUUUCUGGAGGCUUAAUUUGCUGGUGGCCAAAGAGUGUAAAACAACCAGAUUUAUUACAGACAGAGGUGUAAAGUCCAGGGGUCAAAAAGUA